This is a messenger RNA of Phanerochaete carnosa HHB-10118-sp, 849 nucleotides long. RefSeq lists its product as uncharacterized. Bases 1 to 849 code for a protein of 282 amino acids. The record is from RefSeq and is a predicted model, not a curated record. Gene Ontology annotation, molecular function: magnesium ion binding; tRNA guanylyltransferase activity. NCBI's taxonomy places the organism in Eukaryota, Fungi, Basidiomycota, Agaricomycetes, Polyporales, Phanerochaetaceae. Gene Ontology annotation, biological process: tRNA modification. The transcript has 6 exons.
AUGGCGGGCACAAAGUUCGCAUACGUGAAAAUUUUUGAGCUCCCGGAUCCCCUCCUCCCGGGAACCUACAUUCUCGUGCGUUUGGACGGACAUGGCUUCCAUCGAUUAUCUCAGGAUCAUGAUUUCGUGAAGCCAAAUGACGAGCGGGCUCUGCAGCUCAUGGACCAUGGCGCGCGAGAUGUCAUGAAUGAGUUCAAGGACAUCAUGCUUGCAUUCGGCGAGUCGGACGAGUAUAGCUUUUUGUUCCGCAAGUCAACUGCUUUGUACAAUCGCCGCCAAGCCAAGAUUCUCACCACGGUGGUGUCUCUAUUCACCUCCUCAUACGUCUUCAACUGGCCGCGUUAUUUCCACAGUUUGUCGCUCAAGUAUCCUCCUUCCUUUGACGGUCGAAUAGUCCUAUACCCUUCGGCUAAGGAAGUCCGAGACUACUUUGCCUGGAGGCAAGCGGACACUCAUAUAAACAACCUCUACAAUACUACAUUUUGGGCUCUUGUGCAGCAGGGUGGGCAGACGACGACAGAAGCGCACUCUACACUUCGGGGGACGGUCUCGAAGCAAAAGCACGAGGUGCUCUUCUCCCGCUUCGGCAUAAACUACAACGAUAUUGCGGAGCGGUACAGGAAAGGCAGCGUGCUCGUGCGGGAGAAGCUAACCGCGGCUGAUGCAAGUGGGAUCACCGAGCGCAUGCCGGUAGAGGAUGACGACCCUGAGGGUGGGGCUGGAGGGACAAAGGAAGUUCAGAGCGAGAAGAAGAAUAAGAAGCCGAAAAUCCACGCACAAGUCCAGCUGUACCACUGCGACAUUAUUGAGCAGGCAUUCUGGGACGCACGACCAUACCUACUAGAGUAA